Messenger RNA from Xyrauchen texanus (razorback sucker), 3492 nucleotides. Its product is annotated as trifunctional purine biosynthetic protein adenosine-3-like. The transcript is spliced from 22 exons. Gene Ontology annotation, molecular function: ATP binding; phosphoribosylglycinamide formyltransferase activity; metal ion binding. Bases 85 to 3138 code for a protein of 1017 amino acids. Gene Ontology annotation, cellular component: cytosol. The record is from RefSeq and is a predicted model, not a curated record. Lineage: Eukaryota; Metazoa; Chordata; Actinopteri; Cypriniformes; Catostomidae. Gene Ontology annotation, biological process: adenine biosynthetic process; 'de novo' IMP biosynthetic process.
GUCUGUCCGUCACACACUCAAGACCCGACCAACACAUCUUCAUCACAGACAGAAAGAGAUAAUCGUUUGUGUUUGCAAGGCAUCAUGGCAGAGCGGGUGUUGGUGAUUGGCAGUGGAGGACGAGAGCAUGCGCUGGCUUGGAAGUUGGCACAGUCACCUCAUGUUCAGCAAGUCUUCGUGGCGCCCGGUAACGCGGGCACCGCCAACUGUGGGAAGAUCUCUAACUCUGCGGUGUCGGUGAGCAAUCACUCUAUUUUAGCUCAAUACUGUAAAGAUCAUAACGUGGGGCUUGUGGUUGUUGGUCCAGAAGUGCCAUUAGCUGCAGGUAUAGUAGAUGACCUGAUAGCAGCGGGCGUGGCGUGUUUUGGCCCGUCGGCAAAGGCUGCACAGCUGGAGGCCAGCAAGAGUUUCUCCAAGUCUUUCAUGGAUCGUCACGGUAUUCCGACGUCUCGCUGGAGCUCCUUCACUGAUCCACACGAUGCCUGCAGAUACAUUCGAGGGUCUGAUUUUCCAGCUCUGGUGGUGAAAGCGAGUGGUCUGGCCGCAGGUAAAGGUGUUGUCGUCGCUCAGGAUAAAGACGAGGCUUGUCAGGCGGUUCUGGACAUGAUGAAGGAUAAGACGUUUGGUUCUGCUGGUGAGACUGUGGUGGUGGAAGAACUACUUGAAGGAGAGGAAGUAUCUUGUCUGUGUUUCAGUGACGGCUUCACGGUCGCGCCGAUGCCUCCAGCACAAGAUCACAAGCGUCUGAUGGAUGGAGAUCAAGGACCAAACACCGGCGGGAUGGGAGCGUACUGCCCAACACCACAGGUUCAUGAUGAAAUGUUGGAAGAGAUCAAGAAAUCUGUUCUUCAGAAGACUGUGGAUGGAAUGAGAGAUGAGGGAACACCAUAUGUUGGUGUGUUGUACGCAGGACUGAUGUUAACUAAACAGGGACCGAAAGUCCUGGAGUUCAACUGUCGGUUUGGCGACCCUGAGUGUCAGGUUCUGAUGCUGUUGUUGAAGUCCGAUCUGUAUGAGGUGUUGAAGUGCACUCUGCAGUGCACACUACGCUCUACUCCAGUGGAGUGGCUAGCAGACGCAGCUGCCGUCACUGUCGUCAUGGCCAGCGGAGGAUAUCCAGGAUCAUAUAAGAAGGGCCUGGACAUCGCCGGAUUGUCUCGGGUAUCAGAGAUGGGCAUCCAGGUGUUUCACGCGGGCACUGCCCUGAAGGAAGGGGGCGGGGUUAUUACUAACGGUGGCCGCGUUUUGACGGUCACGGCGGUUCGACCGACCCUGGAGAGCGCGUUACACAUCGCUAACGAAGGCGUGGCUGCGAUCAGCUUCCCCGAUGCUGUUUACCGCCGUGACAUCGGCCACCGCGCCAUUGCUCACCUCACUCGCUCCAGAGGACUGACUUAUAAAGACAGUGGUGUGGACAUCGCCGCAGGAAACAGACUGGUGGACAUUCUCAAACCGCUGGCGAAGGCUACAUCACGAGCAGGGUGUAACGCGGAGCUCGGCGGGUUCGCGGGACUCUUUGACCUGAAAGCAGCUGGUUUUAUUGACCCCAUCCUGGUGUCUGGAACUGAUGGAGUGGGCACCAAACUCAAGAUCGCUCAGGCGUGUAACAUCCACGGCUCAUUGGGUCAGGAUCUGGUGGCCAUGUGUGUGAAUGAUGUUCUAGCUCAGGGUGCAGAACCGCUCUUCUUCCUCGACUACUACUCCUGUGGACAUCUGGACGUUGGAGUUGCGUCUGCUGUCAUUGGCGGGGUCGCGGAAGCUUGUAAAAUGGCUGGAUGUGCUUUAUUAGGUGGUGAAACGGCAGAGAUGCCGGGUGUGUACGGUGCCGGCGAGUAUGAUCUGGCGGGGUUCUGUGUAGGGGCCGUCGAGCGAGGAGCCAUUCUGCCCCGACUGAAUGACAUCGUGGAGGGAGAUCUGCUCAUCGGUGUCGCCUCUUCUGGAGUUCACAGUAACGGUUUCAGUUUGGUGCGCAAAGUCCUGGAGAGAACCGGACUGCAGUACAACUCGCCUGCUCCAUUCGGACAACCAGGACAGAAUAUCGGUGAGGUUCUCCUCACACCAACAAAGAUCUACAGUCGUUCGCUUCAACCAAUCCUCCGCAGUGGAGUAAUGAAGGCCUACGCUCACAUCACGGGCGGCGGACUUGUGGAGAAUAUUCCUCGAGUUCUCCCAGCAGAACUGUCUGUGGAACUGGACGCGUCCCGUUGGCGUAUUCCUCCCGUGUUCUCGUGGCUUCAGCAUGAGGGGUGUCUGUCAGAGGAGGAGAUGAAACGCACGUUUAACUGCGGUCUAGGGGCCGUUCUGGUGGUCAGUAAACGGGACGCUCAGAGGGUUUUGAGGCUUCUGCAGGCGCAUGAGGAAGCCUGGAUCGUCGGAUCAAUCGCUCACAAACAAGCUGGAGCAGAGGCUGUGGUCAUUCGAAACCUGGAGGCGAGUUUAAAGGACAGUCCCGGCCGUUCGCCCGACACCAGCGCCCUGCAGAACGGAGCAGCUCAUGGGGAGAAUGCCACACGCAAGAGGACCAAAGUAGCUGUGCUCAUCUCUGGAACUGGAACGAAUCUUCAAGCUUUGAUGGAUCAGGCAAAGAAACCCUCGAGCUCUGCUGAGAUUGUGGUGGUCAUAUCAAACAGACCGGGCGUGCUGGGACUGAAGAGAGCUUCCAUGGCGGGCAUUCAGACACGGCUUGUGGAUCAUAAGCUUUACGGUAGCAGAGCGGAGUUUGACGGCACUAUAGAUAAGGUUCUGGAGGAGUUCGGGGUGGAACUCGUGUGUUUGGCUGGAUUCAUGAGAAUCCUCACUGGACCCUUCGUCAGGAAAUGGAACGGAAAGAUGUUGAAUAUUCACCCGUCACUGCUGCCGUCGUUUAAAGGUGUAAACGCUCAGAAACAGGCGCUGCAGGCGGGAGUUCGAGUAACUGGCUGCACUGUACACUUUGUGGCGGAGGAAGUGGACGCCGGAGCCAUCAUUGUACAGGAGGCGGUUCCUAUCCUGGUGAAUGACACCGAAGAUGGCCUAUCGGAGCGCAUUCGAGAGGCGGAGCACCGCGCCUUCCCCGCCGCGUUAGAACUUGUCGCCAGCGGAUCCGUAAAGAUGAGAGAUGACGGUCGGAUCAUGUGGAGUCAGUCCAUUCGGGGAUAGAUGAUGUUUUGACGUUACGAUAAUGACACUUCUGAACGCACACGCAAACGGCUUUAAAGUCCUUCAUUUCAGCUGUUUAUGUGAUCAUAAAAUCACAUCAAACAUUCCAAAUAAUAUUUCAACAUUCCAUAAAGCAUUCCAUUGCUUUUUAAAAGCUCUUCGUAACAUUCCUUUAUAAACGGUUGGUUUUACUGUUACUUGGACACUUCAUUUCCUGGUUUAAAUGCUGAACAGUGUUAUAAAAACUGAUUGACAAGUGUAUCGAAUCUCUGCUCGAUCGGUGAUGGAUUUGCAUGUAACAGAAGAUUACAAUAUAAACAUUUGCUUUUGGCAUUAAACUUGCACUGGUCUAUG